CAGCAGCGGGCGGGCCGGGGGCAGGCCCGGAGGCGCGGGGCUGGAGCCGCCAAAGGGCCGGGAGCGGCGGGGUUGGGGUCCCGGUAAUGGAGGGGGGGGACACCGGGAGUGGCGGUGCUGGGACUGGGGGAGCGGAGAGCGGCGGAACCGGGGGGAGCUGGAGGCCGAAGCGGGGAGGGGUUUGGAGCUCUCAGAGCGGCGGUACCGGAGCGGUUUGGAGCCGGUACCGGGGCGAGCUGGAGCCGCUACCGGAGGGGUUUUGGGGCCGGUACUGGCGGGAGCUGCAGGCGGAACCGGGGGGGGUUUGGAGCCGGUACCGGGGGGGUUUGGAGCGUUCGGAGUGCCGGUACCGGGGCCGCAGGGAGCGGCAGCAGCGGGAGCGCAGAACCGAGGGGAAGGCGGGCAGUUUGGAACCGGUACCGGGGGGGGUUGGCACCUCCGGAGCCCCGGUGGCGAUCCCGGGCAGGCUCCGGUGCCGGUGCCGGUGUGACCGCCCCGUCCCUUCCCGUUCCGCAGAAGCGCUGGGGCCGCUGAAAACCGAACCGCAGCCCCCGGAAAAGCGGCGGAGGACGAUCGAGGACUUCAAUAAGUUCUGCAGCUUCGUGCUGGCCUACGCCGGGUACAUCCCGGCGACCGCCGAGGUAACCGGGGAGGCACCGGGAGGGCACCGGGGGUUACCGGGAGCUACCGGGGAAGCACCGCGAGGGCCGGGGAAGCACCGGGAAGGUCGCGGAGGCAUCGGGAGGGAUCGCGUGGGCAACGGGAGGGCACCCAAGGUCUGCGGGAGGUACCGGAGGGGCCACCGGGAGAAUACCGGGAGUUACCGGGAGGUACCGGAGGGGCACCGGGAGGUCGCGGGGAAGCACCGGACGGGGGUUUAAAGGGGCGGGAGGUCUUUUAGGGGGGUCCCGGG
Molecule: messenger RNA, 913 nt
Organism: Onychostruthus taczanowskii (white-rumped snowfinch)
Lineage: Eukaryota; Metazoa; Chordata; Aves; Passeriformes; Passeridae
Product: PHD finger protein 23B-like
Exons: 2
Coding region: 87-881 (264 amino acids)
Source: RefSeq, a predicted model, not a curated record